AGACAGAUGGGUCGUUCUCUUUGCUGUGAGAAAGCCCACACCAACAAAGGUGCAUGGACCAAAGAAGAAGAUCAGCGCCUCAUCAACUACAACAGAGCCCAUGGCGAGGGCUGCUGGAGAUCUCUCCCCAGAGCCGCAGGUUUGCUGCGUUGUGGAAAGAGUUGCAGAUUAAGAUGGAUAAAUUACCUGAGGCCUGAUCUCAAAAGAGGCAAUUUUACUGAAGAAGAAGACGAGCUCAUCAUCAAACUCCAUAGUUUACUUGGAAACAAAUGGUCUCUAAUUGCUGGUAGAUUACCCGGAAGAACGGACAAUGAAAUCAAGAACUAUUGGAAUACCCACAUCAGGGUACUCCAGACGCCACUUAUAUGGGAGAUCUCCACGCUCCUCGACAUAUUCCCGUUGAAAGAGCUCGAGCUAUCUCUGGACAUCAGAGAGCAUAUUGAGCUUAUGCAGAGCCAGUCAAGCAAAGCCAAGUUAUUUAUUGACCAACGUGAUGAGAUGCUGCGGCUUCAGCUCUUCUCCUUCCUUGAAGAGUUUGAGCGGGGACAUAUUCCUGAUCAGGAAGAGUUGCGUACUCUUUUCAUCGACAGAUUGGGGAUUCGAGAUGCAAAAACUUGUAGAGUUGAGAUUGAAUUCCUGGAAGAGCAGAUUUAUAAUCUUGAGGGGAAGUUGAACCGACUGUCUCAGUACUCAAUGGGUUUGUCGCCCUUACAAGAUAGUCCAGAUACGACAAUGGAAACCAUUGCAGUGGCUGCAGCUUCCAAAGCUGCAAUCAAAGCUAACACAGGAACAGCUGAGCUUCUAAUUCAACAGUUAUCAAAUGGGUCAGAGGUGGUAAAAACAGUCGCUGUUCGCGAGCUGCGGUUGCUGGCUAAAACUGGAAGAGAGAAUGGCUGA
Messenger RNA from Telopea speciosissima, 897 nucleotides. RefSeq names its product transcription factor MYB53-like. The record is from RefSeq and is a predicted model, not a curated record. Lineage: Eukaryota; Viridiplantae; Streptophyta; Magnoliopsida; Proteales; Proteaceae. The transcript is spliced from 5 exons. Bases 7 to 897 code for a protein of 296 amino acids.